This is a messenger RNA of Ipomoea nil (Japanese morning glory), 1252 nucleotides long. RefSeq names its product two-component response regulator-like PRR73. NCBI's taxonomy places the organism in Eukaryota, Viridiplantae, Streptophyta, Magnoliopsida, Solanales, Convolvulaceae. Gene Ontology annotation, cellular component: nucleus. Gene Ontology annotation, biological process: regulation of flower development. The record is from RefSeq and is a predicted model, not a curated record. The transcript has 4 exons. Gene Ontology annotation, molecular function: protein binding. The coding region runs from base 191 to 1036 and encodes 281 amino acids.
CUGUAGCGGCUCUCUCUGCUUCUGCUCUGCUCUGUUAGUUUGUUCUCUAGCUCACUUUGACACCUAUAAAAAGGACCUUUGCUCCAUUGCUGCUAGUCUCCCUCAUUCAAUUCAUUUACAAGUACAUAUACAUACAGACUAUAGAGAGAGACACACAUAAGGGGAGCUCUGUAGAGAGAGAAACAAAGAAAUGUAUGCUGAGAAUGGGCUAAUGUUCCCUUACUGGCCGAGCUUUCCUCAAGAAGCUCAGCAACUUGAAGACUUGUAUUGCUCUCAGAGACCCAAUGGCUCAUUGACCACAUCGUCUAUAUCAGAUUAUGACCUUGGAGGAGAAGGGGAUCUGUUCAAGGCUCCAGAACCAAUUAUCGAAGAACCAUUGGUGGAUCUUGAUCCAAUGACAGCUGCUAUCUCAUUGAUAUCUUGCGGAGAUGAUGUCAUCUCUCCCCAAGGCCUCGAGAUUUCCAAUAUUGAAUCGUCGUUUGAGAAUGGGCAGCUCCUCAGCGAGGUUUUCUAUGAAUGCAAGAAAGAUCUUUUGGCAAAAGACGGGAUAGAAGCGCCACUCUCUGAAGAUCUUGAUGUCAAGAUUCCCAUUGCCGAGACCGAUGAAAAGAUGGCGGCAUCAGAGGCGCAUUUGGAUUCUCAGGGGUCACUUCAGAAAAGCGUUAGUUCGAAGUCUCUAAACACCAUGGACUGGGCACAAUGCGCUCCAUUGAGGCCUAAUUUUUUCGACUUCCCGGGAAUGGACUUUGGCGCUGCUGCUUAUGGGAUAAGAAGAUCACUCAGUGAAGGAGACAUAAAGACUCUCGGUAAUGGUAAUAUAAACCUCAUCCACUCCCCACACGGACAAUCUCAAAUUAUACGCACUUCCAUCUCUGAAGACCGAAAGGAGAAGCUAUCCAGAUACCGGAUCAAGAAGGCUAAGAGGAAUUUCGGCAGGAAAAUCAAGUAUGCUUGCAGGAAGGCAUUGGCAGACAGUCAACCAAGGAUCCGAGGAAGAUUUGCGAAAACCGAAGAAUCCAAGAGCGAGAAGCACUGAGUGUUCAACUCUAUGAAUAAGAAGGCAGAAGGGUGUUAUGUUAGUACUGGGUAGUUGUUGGUGAAGAAGAAGAAGAAGAUAAUGUAAGAUCUUGCGGCAUUAGUAAGUAGUUUGUUGUUCUGUUCUUAGUUGCAAUAAUGUUCCUCGUAGAUUAGUAAUAAUCCAACUACAGAUGUACAUAGUGUUUGCUGAAUAAGAAUGAGUAUGUUCCAUAAA